GGACAACUGCCAUAUACAGGUUCAUACAUAGUGUUCGCAGUCUACGAGAUUCAUUGAUUGACUGACAGUCUGACACUGACCGACUGAUACCUAUACCAACUGACAGUAGUACCUACUCCUACUGACAUAAACUUUUGGCAAGACAGACGUCAAACGAGAAACGUGCUGUUUAAAAUUCCAUCUAAAAUGAUGACGGCAACAAUGUUACGCCGUACUUUGAUAAACGGGACAUUAUACUCUGCCGUUGCUCUUCGAUUUGCAUCCUGUCAACCGGAAAAGAAGGUAUUCUUCGAUGUAACCGCAGAUGGAGAACCUCUAGGGCGUAUAGUUAUAAAACUGGAGACUGAUUUGGUUCCCAAAACAGCGGAAAACUUUAGGGCGCUGUGCACCGGUGAAAAAGGUUUUGGCUACAAGGGUUCCUCUUUCCAUAGGAUCAUUCCCAACUUUAUGUGCCAAGGAGGUGAUUUUACCAACCAUAAUGGUACCGGUGGAAAGUCUAUUUAUGGGCGCGUUUUUCAAGAUGAAAACUUCAAACUGAAGCACACUGGCCCAGGCAUAUUAUCUAUGGCUAAUGCAGGCCCUAACACCAACGGAUCUCAAUUCUUUAUUACUACUGUGCCAACUCCCUGGCUUGAUAGGAAACAUGUAGUCUUUGGUGCUGUGGUAGAGGGUAUGGAUGUUGUAUCUAAAAUGGAAAGCUUGGGAUCUGCAAGUGGAAAACCUACGAAAAAUGUUACCAUUACUGAAUGUGGUGUAAUUCAAGAAGAAAUGGGUAUCCAAGCUGCUCAGUGAAUGAAUAGAUUAUGAAUUCCAGUUUUUCUUGUAAUUCAAUGUGUGGUGUUGUUAAAGUCUUAGAAAUGACGGUAAUAUUUAAAGGUAAUAAUUAAAAAUGUUUUAAAAUAA
Messenger RNA from Spodoptera frugiperda (fall armyworm), 903 nucleotides. Its product is annotated as peptidyl-prolyl cis-trans isomerase. The coding region runs from base 187 to 792 and encodes 201 amino acids. Lineage: Eukaryota; Metazoa; Arthropoda; Insecta; Lepidoptera; Noctuidae. The record is from RefSeq and is a predicted model, not a curated record. The transcript has 3 exons. Gene Ontology annotation, biological process: protein folding; protein peptidyl-prolyl isomerization. Gene Ontology annotation, molecular function: peptidyl-prolyl cis-trans isomerase activity.